UCGGUACAGACAGUGGGGGCUGUAUCAUCUACGCCAGACACACAGAGGUUAAAGCCUAUAGGCGGAUACAACCCUUACAGCGUCGACGCCCUGACAGGGUUCCUGCCCGUGGACCUUCUGGGGACCGACUACCUUCGCAGGGUGCCAGAGGGUCCGUACAGCGUCUAUUUGGCCGCAAGGUCCGUACAGGGGUAGCCAUUUGGCCACAGAUGCACCGAGGCAAUGGAAGCGUGCGACGACGGCGCCGAGGAUGGCUACACGGAGGCCUACUUCCCAGAUACUGAUACCGAAGACGAGUCUUUGAUCACGCCCACGACGGCACCGAGGCCAGGCGAAACCAACCUUGACAGCGGCUACACCUAUCUUCCCGAGCCUAGCUCCUCGGCAGAACGUUCGUCGGCAACGUUUUCGUCGGAAGCGCCUAGUUCAAGCCCCACGCCAGAUUCUGCCGGGCGCGUUGCGUGGCGUGCCGUUGGCACACAUCCGUGCGUGGAGUAGGGUCGUGUGACUGUACGUUGAAGCGUACGACGAGGGGAUGGUGGACUACCUCAAGGACCGCGAACUCAAGGAGUGGAACACGCACCGAGAAGCCACCCAGAGAGGGGAUGCCGUCGUGGAGGCAACGGGAGGGCGCAAAACACAAGCGGAAAAGGACGCCGCGGCGGCGCAGGCGUUGGCGGCUUCGCAGGAAUGCCGAACCUUCUCCGUCAGGAGGGCGAAAAGGACAUUCAAGAAGUGGAAGCAGGAAAAGGAGAAGAAGCGGGCCAUGGAGCAGGAGGGAGAGGAAAAAGAGGCCGAGAACGAUGCGUAG
Ectocarpus sp. CCAP 1310/34 is the source of this 811-nucleotide messenger RNA. The record is from the annotation of a GenBank genome assembly. NCBI's taxonomy places the organism in Eukaryota, Phaeophyceae, Ectocarpales, Ectocarpaceae.